Messenger RNA from Aspergillus nidulans FGSC A4, 1509 nucleotides. RefSeq names its product glycosyl hydrolase family 79 C-terminal domain-containing protein. The transcript has 5 exons. Gene Ontology annotation, molecular function: catalytic activity. The coding region runs from base 1 to 1509 and encodes 502 amino acids. The record is from RefSeq and is a predicted model, not a curated record. Lineage: Eukaryota; Fungi; Ascomycota; Eurotiomycetes; Eurotiales; Aspergillaceae.
AUGGCCUCUCGAUUCUCUGUCUCAUGGUUCCUGAGCCACACUGCGUCCGGUGUACUAGCACUGACGUUCAAUGUGCCCUCGACGCCGCCAGCGAAUGCUAGUAACCAACUCUCUGCUGCCCCGGUGGGAGUUUCACUGGAAUUCUUCACUUUCCCCGGAUACUUCAAUGACGUUCCCGCGACGACCACUUGCCUGGAGAACCUGAAAGAGUUGACGGGAACAUGGCCGCCCAUGAGGAUCGGGGGGACUACACAGUAUGUGCUACCGCGACUAAACUCCUCCACGUGGCAGUCACUCAUUAGGGCCAGAGACCGCGCCACAUACGACGCAGCCUCCAGCGAAGCAGUCACCUAUUCCGUAGAUGAUCCCGCUGACGCGCCAUUGUCACUCACGUACGGCCCGUCGUUUAUCACUCUGGCAUCGGAGUAUAGUGGAAGCGUGGUCUUAGGCCUGAACCGCCGGCUGAAUGACAUCGAGAACACGAUCAGCGCCGCGAGUAGGGCAGUCAGCGAGAUGGGCGAUCUGCAGGCUAUCGAGUUGGGAAAUGAGCCGAAUUUUUUCGCGGACGAUGAUCCCAUAGCGAACGGGGCUUCCUGGACGGCAUCGGCAGACUAUGCCUCCCAGAUCUCCUGGCAAGACGCCGUGUGCGGCAACCUCUCGGUGACCGAUCUCAUCUCGGCUGGUGUAUACUUUGGGACCUCGCCAAUGAGCAUCCAGGCGUUGUCGCAGGAAGAGGGAGAGGCAAAUGUGUACGUCAAGGAAUACUCCUCCCAUAAUUAUCCACAGUCGCAGAGCACAGCAAAUUUGGCUGCGCUCAUGAGCCACAGUGGGAUCGCAGCCCAGAUUGCCGGGUUCAGAGGCGAGGUUGAGGCUGCGAAUGCUGUUGGCAAAGCGCACGUUUUUGGAGAGACCAAUUCGGUAUAUUCUGCAUCAGCUACGCAAGGCGGUGGGGGCAUCAGUCCAACAUUUGGGGCGGCGCUGUGGAUAGUAGACUAUGUGAUGCAGCUGGUCACCAUGGGCACGGAGGCGCUGUACUUCCACCAAGGCACCAUCGGCAACUGCCAGUACUGCUGGUGGGGACGAUACACGACUGGUGCUCCCUACUACGGGGCGUACUUUGCGACCAUGGCACUGGCGCAAGCCGACCAUAUCGCGCCCCUGGACGACCAGAGCACCUCCUAUGCAGCGUAUGCUAUCUACAAAUACGGCGCUCCUGUGAAAGUUUUGCUGUAUAACUCCGAGUACUAUACCAGCGGGACGCGUCCGAGCCAGACGUAUACGUUGACUGGAUUGACUUCGGCUGCGGUGACUGCGAAGAGGUUAACGGCGCCGUAUUCGACGUCUCGGGUGGACCGGGGAGAGUCUCCAACGGUUGCAGGGCAGACUUUUGGUAAUGGGGAUUGUGUAGUAGAGGGGGACGAGGUCCUUGAGACCGCUACUGUGCAAGGGGGGCAAGCCAGUUUCACCGUCAGUGCUUCAGAGGCCCUGUUGGUAUAUCUACAGCCAUAA